UUUGGAUUCGAACUCAAGCAUAUUAUUUUCGUAUAAAAACAAAAAUUGUCAAAAUUUUGUAUAGAAAAAUAUAGAAAGAAUUAGAAUUAAAUUAGAAUUUCAAAAUUAAUAAUAAAAUUGACGAAAAUAAAUAAAUAAUGAAAGGAAUUUGAGAAAAAUGAACCGGAACUUGUGCAGAAAUAAUGAAGAAGUGAAAAUUAUAAAAGUACAAACGUACAGAAAUUGCAAAAAAAUGUGGAAUUAUUUUAAUUUCAUACAGCGGAUUUUGAAUUAUUUUUAAAAAUACACUUUUGAACAAUAUGCAAUCAAUUUUGAAGAUCGAAUUUGUUGCGAAGGAGGCAGAAUUUAAACCGAAAUUAAAAAAUAGUUGGAAGAAUAUGGUUGAAAAUAUUGAAAUUGAUAAUUGUAAAAAGAUCUAAAGUCUAGGAUAAUAAAAAGGAGCAGCUUCGGCAAAAUUUUACAAGACUAGGCAAAUUUCCAUGUGAUUCAACUAAACCUAAAAAAAAUUGAAUAAAAUUUCAAUAAGAAUUUUGUUUUACUAUUAUUGUUAAGUUAAAUUGUGAAUAAAAAAUGUCUGAUAUUAAAGUAUGUGCUGCAAUUGAAUCUGAUUGUAAUGACAUUCUAAGAUUUUUACGUGAAUCAUAUUAUCCAGAAGAACCAUUAACUUUAGCACUGAAACCAUUUCAACAAGCUGAUGAAGAUGAAGAAUUUAAUAUGUCUUGUAUUAAACAUGGCACUUGUAUUAUCGCUUAUGCUGAGGAUGAUAAAAACAAUGCAACUAGUGUAAAAACUAGUAGUGAUAUUAAAAAUAAUGGCUCUGAAAUAAACUCAACGACAAAUACAAUAAAUGCCAGAAAUUUACUUGGUGCAUUAAUUGCUGGUCCAAAAUAUCCUGGUGAAGCUGAACACUUAAUGGAUGCAUCAAAUACAGUAAAAAGUAUGAAAUGGUCAAAAAUGUUAAAACUUUUAAGUUAUUUAGAAUUAAAAUCAAAUGUUUUUGAAAAUUUUAAUUGUCAAAGUGCUGUACAUUGUCAUGCAAUGGCUGUUCAUCAAAAUGCAAGAGGAAAAUCGAUUGGUUUAAAAAUGUUAAAAGAAUUUAUAAAAGUUUGUAAAAAUUUAAAAUAUCCUGUAAUUACACUAGAUUGCACUAGCGUAUAUUCAAUUAAAUUAUGUGAAAAAUUAAAUAUGGUUUGUUUGCAUGAAAUGAAUUUUGAAGAUUAUCGUAAUGAACAUGGAGAACAAGUAUUUACACCACCGUCACCUCACAAGCAAAUAAAAACUUUUGCAAAAAGAACAGAUGAUGAUGAUGUUAUUUAAAGUAAUUAUUAAUAUUAUAGAAAAUGUCAUUGUGUUUUGUGUUUUUUAAUAAAAUAACGAA
Condylostylus longicornis is the source of this 1378-nucleotide messenger RNA. RefSeq names its product arylalkylamine N-acetyltransferase-like 2. The transcript has 2 exons. Bases 571 to 1317 code for a protein of 248 amino acids. Gene Ontology annotation, molecular function: N-acetyltransferase activity. NCBI's taxonomy places the organism in Eukaryota, Metazoa, Arthropoda, Insecta, Diptera, Dolichopodidae. The record is from RefSeq and is a predicted model, not a curated record.